AGGAAUGACAUCCUAUAAGCUAACAUUGUCAGAGCCGGUGAUCCGAGACCGGCAGUUCACCAAGCCGCUGAUGUGUGGCCCAGGCCCCUGCGAUGUUUGGCCAUCUGUCGCCGAAGCCCUGACCAGGCCCGUCAUAUCACCGAUAUGCGAUGAAUACUUCAAUGUAAUGGACGACAUUCGCGCGGGAAUUCAAUAUUUAUUCCAAACACGAAGCCCUCUGGUGCUCGCCAUCAGCGGGUCAGGCCACACCGGCAUGGAGACCAUCAUCAGCAACCUGCUUGCCCCUGGCGAGCUGCUUCUCGUCCCUAACAGGAGUAUAUGGGACGAACGCGCUACUAAAAUGGCCAGUAGAUAUGGUAUUAAAGUGGAGACAAUUGAAACGUCAGUACCGUUCACAACUUUUUCAUUGGAAGAAAUAGAGUCAGCAUUGAAAAAGCUUCGUCCAACUGGGAUGUUCGUCACACACGGGGACUCCUCGACGGGCACCAUCCAAAGUUUGGAGGGUCUUGGCAAGCUCUGCCAUAAAUAUGGAACUCUGCUGCUAGUCGACACCGUGGUGUCUCUCGGUGCGGUGCCGUUUUUUAUGGACGAGUGGGGCGUCGACGGCGUGUACACUUCAGGCCAGAAAGCGUUAAGUGGGCCUGCUGGCAUAUCACCUGUAGCUUUCAGCGCCCGAGCAGAAGCAAAGAUAAACAACAGGAAGCAUGAGCCACCGUUCUACUUCGACAUGAAGUUAUUGGCUCAGCAAUGGAACUGUUAUGACAAGAUCCGUGUCUACCAUCACACAUUAAGUCCACCACUAGUGUGGGCGCUUCGACGAUGCCUGGAAGAAGUCAUCAGCGAAACUCUUCCCAAAUCUUGGAUCCGCCAUGCGGCAGUCACCGCGCGCUUCCACAAACGUCUGCAGGACUACGGAUUCGAGUUCCUCAUCAAGAAACCAGAGGAUCGACUGGCUACCGUCACCACCAUUGCAUUGCCGAGGGGAUACGAUUUAAAACAGUUCGUGGAUCACAUGAGAGCCAAGCACAAUAUCAUGAUAAUGGCAGGCCUGGGACCUACCGUCGGCAAAGCUCUGAGGAUCGGCAUCAUGGGAGUCAACUCUACUAUGGAAGUGGCGGACCAAGUCGCGGACGCGAUGGCAGAAACCAUGCGAACUUUGACCAAAUCAUCACUUUGAGUCCCAUUUGUUGUUUUUGAUACGCA
Molecule: messenger RNA, 1203 nt
Organism: Cydia amplana
Lineage: Eukaryota; Metazoa; Arthropoda; Insecta; Lepidoptera; Tortricidae
Gene: Agxt
Product: alanine--glyoxylate aminotransferase-like
Exons: 7
Coding region: 5-1177 (390 amino acids)
Cellular component (GO): peroxisome
Molecular function (GO): L-serine:pyruvate transaminase activity; L-alanine:glyoxylate transaminase activity
Source: RefSeq, a predicted model, not a curated record